Messenger RNA from Aphanomyces astaci, 1948 nucleotides. RefSeq lists its product as hypothetical. The transcript is spliced from 4 exons. Gene Ontology annotation, molecular function: zinc ion binding; ubiquitin protein ligase activity. Bases 27 to 1901 code for a protein of 624 amino acids. NCBI's taxonomy places the organism in Eukaryota, Oomycota, Saprolegniomycetes, Saprolegniales, Verrucalvaceae. The record is from RefSeq and is a predicted model, not a curated record.
GAGCAACAACCUCCGUCUCAUCUGUUAUGUAUUUCACGCCAGCGCAGAAGGAGGUGCUGAUCAAGCACCUGCGGGCAGGAUGUAACUCAAGGAAGGAAUGCGCCGGUUGGCGAGCGAACAUCGCCGCCGAGUUGGGCGGUGUGGACACCGCACGGAUCGAUCGAUGGUUCUGCAACAACAGAGGCCUGGUCUCGGAUGAAGGGUUGGCAAAGCAUCGAGCAACAAGACAGCACCACGACGAACGUCGACAACUUCCACCCACCCAUCCCGACGACUACCACCCGACCUUUCCCCGACAGCAGCAAAUGGCAUACGGAGUCUCGACCCCCCAAUAUUAUGCCACCAUGGGCUCUCCAUCGACUGCUUCCGGGGACUUGAAACGACGCGGGCAUGAAUCGUCAGCCUCCGCGUCCCAGCAUUGGCAGCAACACGACUACAUAUCCGACAAGAAGCCAAAACUCGAGCAUCAUGUACACGCGAGGACACAGCAACAACCAGCGCGAAUUAUGUUGCCGCAGCUAGCACCCCUUUCUCAACAAUUCAAGGUUGAAGGAGGGGCGCCGCCACGACUGCUGCCUGGAUCGUCGUCCGCAUUUCCCCAGACUAACGUACUCCGCCGUUUUGCUCUUCCUAGCAUGGCGUCCAUGCAGUCACAAUCUGCAAUGCAGCAAUCCCCGUGCCAGCAGCAGCAUACCCAACACCUUCCUGGGAUGGCCGACGCCACACACCAGCCACAACAGUUGUAUCCACCAUCAUACGGUUCCACGUCCUACAUGUCGAAGCACGAACCAGCGGACAACCACACAAAUCCAUAUCCACAUCACCCCCCCGCUCCUCGGCUACACGGCCGCGCCGCCGUCUCGCCGCUAUUUCCUUCGCCCUCCGGCGGUUUACCACAACUUCCCCCGCACCAUCAACAGCAUGUCCCGCUGGCCUCGCAGCAACAACCCCAUCGACGCCGGCAUGACGACGACAAGACAGACGAUGCAAUGGUUCCAGUCGCCAAACGAGCGCGCCAGUCCAAGGCGACGAAGAAGCCACCAGGGGAGACUGGUUCGAACAUACCAGAAAAACGCCUCGCGCGGUAUCGUACGGUCGCCAGCCAGCAGACCCAAGACCGCAUCGCCCGCGCGAUCCACCAGCGCAUGUUUUUAAUCGAAAAGCAAGUGAAGUCUCCGCUGCACCAAACAUUUGCCGUCCUUGGCAGCACGGGCAACAUUUACACCGUGUCGAUUGAAUUCGUGCCCGCGUGCACGUGUCCGGACUUCCUCAAAGGCAAUCUCUGCAAGCACAUCCUGUCCGUGUGUCUCCCGUUAAAGUCAGGUUUUUGUUCAUUGAGUUGGAGUAGAUUUGUGUACUUGAAGUGCCUCCGUGUACCCGCGACGAGCCCCCACGUGUUCCAGAAAGCGCUGUUGACGUCGGAACUGCAAGAAAUCUUUGAGACGGCAUCGCAGGCCGACCCCACGGCGGUGGCCAACGCCCGAGUGGUGACACAUUACCGCGCGGCGCUCGCGUCUGGCGCCUCCCCAGGCACCCCCGACUUGGGAGGCGUACAGCAAAAGAGCCUGGAAGCGGCGGACUGCCCAAUUUGUUUCGAGGCGCUGGACGACGGCAGACCCGUCGUGUGGUGCAAAGAGCAAUGUGGGAACAACAUUCACUCCGAGUGCUUUGGCCAAUGGGAAAAGUCGCGCCGGGCCACCGGUGUUCCGCUGACGUGUAUAUAUUGCCGAGCCAAGUGGCCUUCACCGUCGUCCCGUGGAAAAGCGAGAGCCCGCGAUGACCAAGGGUACAUGAACUUGGCCGCUGUGGCCAACUUGCCCAGGCAACGAGAUACAUCGACGUAUCGCCAGCAGCGGUCGCGGUGGCAUCGACACGACGAACACGACUUUGAUGAUUAUUGAUGGAUAGAACAAUAGCAACCAAAUAACACGAGUGGAACUAUUGUCGA